Molecule: messenger RNA, 2535 nt
Organism: Chilo suppressalis (striped riceborer)
Lineage: Eukaryota; Metazoa; Arthropoda; Insecta; Lepidoptera; Crambidae
Source: the annotation of a GenBank genome assembly
AUGAGUGCAAACAAUUUACACAACCUUGUUGAUAAAAAUCAAUCUAUUAAAAUAGUGCCCUCGAUCGAGGAUUCUCUACGUGCAAAGGGAUUGGAUGUAGACUUAGACGAAAACACUGCAGUUUGGUUCAAACAGUUAAAAGUGACGUGGAAAACAUGGAAGAAAAGUGCAACACUCGAAAAUCAGAUUCAACUAUUUUUUCAGUCUAUUGUCGAUCCGUUCAGAGUGACUCUAGUUUUCGUAAUUAAAACUGAAGAUGCUAAAGAUUGUAAACCAAAAUCCUUACCAUUCUUUCUUGUGGAAACUCUUCAGAAAUGGGCACUAGCUUCCGGUUCUCAUCCACAAGAUUCUUUGAAGAUGCCAGCCUUUCAUAUUGCUAUUCAACAAAGAAAUUCUUUGUUUCUCAAUUUAGUUGUUAAAACUUACCAAAUUGCUACUAUCAGAGACACUAUUAUUCCUAUUGUCAAAGAUAUGAUUGAAAAAGACAACUGCAAAUUGGCAUCUCAGGUUAUUAUAGCAAUGGAGUUAUAUGAUGCAAUACCAGUUGAAGAUCUUCUAUUUCCUCUGAUUCUUCAAGACAAAACAAAUUUAAUUGAUGAGUAUUUAACAGAAUGUCCAUCUCAAGUUCAACUUUUAUUGAAUUUCUUAGAUAAACUACUUGAUAAAAAAUUCAAUCUUAAAGAAUUUGCUCAAAACUAUAUUGAAGAUAACAAGAUAUGUCAUGUGAAAUAUGACAAAAUACAUCAUAAACCACUUGGAAAAUUAGUGGCAAGAUUGUGUAAUAAAUUCAAUAUUCCCAUUGAAAACUGCAAGAAUCUUAGCAAAAACCGCACAACAGGAGGAUUGAGAUAUUUAAUUCAUCAAAAGUACCAGGAGCAUAAUGUGAGUUCUUCAGUUUGGGAUGAUUUAGUAAAAGACUCAUUAAGACAAAAUUCAGACUCAGCCCAAGAAUUCAUCGACAUGUUGCUUGAUUAUGACAAAAAUGAAGCACUCAAAUGGGCUUCUUAUUUAAAUAUACCUACUAGUGAUCUUCCAUUAAGUUUAAGAGAUUUAUCCCUCGAAGAUUCACCAGAAGAAGAAAAUUGGGACGCACAGCAAGUCGGAUCGUCAUUAGAAUACUAUAAACUAAAAUUAAGUGAUGACUACAUAAUAUUGAUUGAUACAGCUGAAAAAUUUUAUGAUUUAAUGAUGUCAGACUUAAAUGAAUGUAAUAUUGUAAGUAUGGAUUGUGAAUGGAAGCCAUGUUUUGGAGCAAAGCAAUCUCAAGUAGCUUUGAUACAAAUUGCUACCAAUAAUAGGGUCUAUUUGAUUGAUACCUUAGUGCUGAAUAAGCCAUCUUACUCAAGCUUCUGGUACACAUUUUAUAAAUCCUUUCUAGAAAAUGCAGAAAUAAUAAAAUUAGGAUUCGGCCUUGAACAAGAUUUGAAAGAAAUGAAAGCGUCUGUAGUAGGUCUAGGAAAUAUUAAAGUUAAAGGAGAAGGUUUACUAGACAUGUCUUUGUUGUGGAAAAGUCUGUUGAAUAAUGGACUGUCUUUCCCCACAAGUGAUGAAAAUGCUGGUAACAGCCUCAGUUACUUGGUCCAAACCUGUUUUGGUUUGCCUUUAGAAAAAUCUGAACAAUGUUCCAAUUGGGAACUAAGACCUUUAAGAAAAACACAAAUACAUUAUGCGGCUUUAGAUGCUUUUGUGCUUAUAGAAAUUUAUAAUUUUCUCCAAAUCAGGAGCAUAGAACAAGGCCUAAAUUUUGAUGAAAUAUGUAAUGAUGUGAUGACAGAACCAAAAAAGAAAUCUGUUAAGAAGGUAAGAGGUCAUGAAAGAAUCCAAUCUUUUAUGACCAAUAACUUAACAAAGUCUACUGAAGAAGUCAAAUUUAUUGUAGAACCAAAGUUAUCCUUUCUUCUCCCAUAUCUAAGGUAUUGUGGAAUAGAUACUGUAGUAAUGCAUGAAACAAUGUUAUGGUGUGAUGUUAUAAACUUGGCAAUAUCUGAAGAUAGAUUAGUCAUAUUGACUAAAUUAAAGGGCACACCCAAUAAAAAAUUUCCCCAAAGUUCUAUUUUAGAUGUAGGUAAAGGUAGUGUCACAGAUCAAUUGCAAAUAAUAUUCAAUAGAUUCAAUAUAGGCAUUAAACAAAUUGAUUUAUUUAGAUUUUGCAUAAAAUGUAAUGCAAAAGACAUAAUGAAGUUAGCACCUGAUGAAGUUUAUAAACUCUGUGUAGACUAUCAGUCUAGUGAAAGUACAAAUUACCACUACAAUAAUGUUGACUAUGAUGAUGAUGAAACAAACUAUGACAAAUUUCUUAGUGAUUCUGAAGGUGAUGAUGAUUUAUACCAUGUAGUGAAUAUGAUUCAACCAAAUAAAUCAUGCAAAACUAGCAAGGGUGCCCUCAUUGAGAUAAACAAUGUAGUAAAAUUAUCCACUGCAAAUAAACCUGCACUGUUGUGUGAAUCUUGUGGGGCACUAUUCUGGGAAGGAGAUGAUUUAACAAAGUCUGUUAGUGAUGUAAUAUUAAUAUUAACAAAUCUUUCAAUAUGGUGA